Bipolaris zeicola 26-R-13 is the source of this 4473-nucleotide messenger RNA. RefSeq lists its product as uncharacterized. Gene Ontology annotation, molecular function: ATP binding; ABC-type transporter activity; ATP hydrolysis activity. Gene Ontology annotation, biological process: transmembrane transport. The transcript has 11 exons. The record is from RefSeq and is a predicted model, not a curated record. The coding region runs from base 1 to 4473 and encodes 1490 amino acids. Gene Ontology annotation, cellular component: membrane. Lineage: Eukaryota; Fungi; Ascomycota; Dothideomycetes; Pleosporales; Pleosporaceae.
AUGCUCUCGAAGACAUCGACUCCGAAUGUGAACUGCACCUUGGUGGAUAACACCUUCGGUCCUUAUGCCGGGCCUUACUGUCGAGGGGGGUUCGAUUUCACCCUCCUCUUCUCUGAGGUUUUUCUUUCAAUUGUACCUCUAUCUAUACUCUUAGCUGUCGUUCCGUUCAGGUCUUUCUACCUGUGGCGAAGGCAGACAAAAGUCAAAAAGUCAACGCUAUUGCACACAAAGCUGAUAGGAUGGGCCCUCUUCGCUGGCUUCGAGCUGGCCCUUCUGGUAAUAUGGGCAAGUCGCAAAGCUCACGUAAGGCCUGUUGGGCUAGCCUCCGCUACUGUCAGCUUUGCUGGGGCCUUACUGCUAGGCCUCUUCUCAUAUGUGGAACAUAUGCGCUCUAUCAGGCCGUCACUCCUGCUCAACCUGUACCUUUUCUUCACAUUCUUGUUCGACAUCGAGCGGUCCCGCAGCUAUGCAUUGAUGCCUGAAUUAAGUCUUGUGGCUACUGUGUUCGCUACACGGCUUGCAGUGAAGCUAUUUCUGGCCGUAGCGGAGUGUAAAGAUAAACGAAGACACCUCCUUCCAGAAUAUGCCAACUGCCCCCCAGAGGCUACAAGUGGUAUUUACAAACGUGCCUCGUUCUGGUGGCUAAACGAGUUAUUCAAGAAGGGUUACUCCAAUGCUUUGACUGUGGAUGAUCUCUUCCACUUGGAUAAAUAUCUACGUGCAGACUACAUGCACAAUGUAUUGGGUUCAGCAUGGGCGCGAUUGGAAAGUGCCAGCGCAAAUGCUCUAUUUACCACAACCGUGGGAAGGUUGAAGUGGUCGAUCUUGGCAGUUGUCCCGCCUCGGCUCUGUCUGAUUGGCUUCAACUUCUGUCAGCCAUUCCUCAUCAACAGAGCAGUCAAGUUCUCCCAGGAAACCUCAAACGUUCAACAAAGAAACAUUGGAUAUGGACUCAUUGGCGCUUACAUCAUCGUUUUCGUCGGCAUCGCUGUCUCCACAGGACAAUACAUGCAUUUGACAUUUCGCUUCAUCACACAGAUGCGUGGUGGCCUCGUCUCAAUGUUGUACAGCAAAGCUACCGAGGUUGCUUUGAACGAUGUUGACACGGCCUCUUCGAUCACACUGAUGAGCGCUGAUGUGGAACGCAUUGUCACUGGAAUGGAAACUGGACACGAGAUCUGGUCCAACACAUUGGAAAUUGGACUGGCCAUGUACUUGCUGGAGCGACAACUGGGCGCAGCAUGCGCUAUACCCAUUGGCAUCGCGGUUUUGUCACUGCUGGGAUCCAUUGCUGCGACUAGCAUGGUCAUGCAGAGACAGGCACUUUGGCUUGAGGGCAUCGAGAGGCGCAUCGCUGCCACAAGUGCUAUGCUCAGCUCCAUGAAGGGAGUAAAGAUGGGCGGUCUCACCGAAGUCCUUAGGGAAGAUUUGCACAAGCUGCGAAUUGAUGAGCUCAAUAUCUCCAAGAAAUUUCGAAAGCUACUUAUCUGGACCAUGGGUUUCACAUACAUUUCCCCCAUUGCAUCUCCCAUUCUUGCGUUCGCAGUCUUUUCAGUGAUCGCACAGAAUAGUGGAGGCAAAAGCACACUUGAUACUGCAACUGUCUUCACAUCUCUGUCUCUGUUCACCCUUCUCACGGAGCCUCUCGGUUCGCUCAUCAUGGCUCUUUCGUCCCUCAUGGGUGGCGUUGGAUCAUUCCAGCGAAUUCAGGAGUUCAUCUCACAAGCCCCACGCGCUGACCGCCGUGCAUACACACCUCCCCAUACAUCCAGUGCUACAUGGCUUUCAGAGGCAGGCAGUCUAUUUGAGAAGGGAUCCGUCGCUUCUCAAAAGAGCCGCUCUUCCACCGAGGUCAAAGAGUCCAACACAUCUCAAGCAAUCGUCAUCGAAGACGGCUACUUUGGGUGGGAUCCAGAAAAGCAGCCGGAAGGCACCCUGCAGCAGAUCGACAUGAUUGUUCCACGAGGCAAAAUUACCAUGGUCGUGGGACCGGUAGGUUGUGGCAAAUCAACCCUGCUUAAAGCUGUGCUAGGAGAACUGCCGGUCAUGGGUGGUACCCUGCAAAUGUCAUCCCUGCGCAUCGCCUUUUGUGACCAAAGCCCAUGGCACACAAACGGAACUGUCCAGGAAAGCAUCAUCGGCGUAUCGAAUUUUGAUCAACGUUGGUAUUCGUCUGUUGUUCGAGCCUGCGCCUUGGAUGACGAUCUCGCACAGCUGCCCCAAGGUGACCAAACAGAGAUCGGCAGCAACGGUAUUGCGUUGAGUGGGGGCCAAAGCCAACGACUUGCCCUUGCAAGAGCAGUUUACGCACAAAAAGACAUAAUAAUCCUCGACGAUUGUCUCAGCGGUCUUGACGGCCAGACAGAGAACCGAAUCUGGCACAGCCUAUUUGGCAAGCGAGGAUUACUAAGGCGUUGCAGGACGACUGUUCUCAUAUCUUCAUCAUCCGCCAAGCGGGUUCCUUACUGUGAUCAUAUCGUCUCUCUCAAUCAAGAUGGAAAGAUUUCUGAACAAGGGCCUUUUGAAAAGCUGAAGAGGUCGGGCGGUUACGUAUCAGGAUUCGAUCUUCCAAAGCCCGACUGGAACUACAGCCCAGAGAAACAUAUUUACGAGGCUCCGCCUAGGUACACCGAGCGUCAAACGGACAGCAGCAAGCUCAUAGGUGAUGAGAGUCAAUCCGAAGCCAACCGCCGUAUGGGUGACACUGCCAUCUACCUUUAUUACAUUGGUUCAGUAGGAUGGAUUCCCACCUUGAUCUUCAUGUUUUCAAUCAUGAUCUUCAUUUUCGGCACUAUUUUCCCUACCGUCUGGGUGAAGAUGUGGGCAGAUUAUAAUCAGGAUCAUCCAAACGAGCGCCUCGGUUAUUGGUUGGGUAUCUACUCGACUUUCGGUGGCUUGGCAAUGAUCUUUCUGGUUGUGAGUUGUUGGCAGCUAAUCAUUACUAUGGUUCCUCGCUCGGGUGUUGCAUUUCACAGGAAGCUCUUAGAUACAGUGCUUGGCUCACCCAUGUCCUUCUUCUCGACAACCGAUUCUGGAGUCACUCUCAACCGCUUCAGCCAAGAUCUCAUGUUGAUCGACAUGGAGUUGCCGUUGGCUGCAUUGAAUACUUUCGCUACAUUCGUGCUUUGCGUUGGUCAGAUGGCCCUCAUCGCUGUAUCAGCUCCUUACGCAGCCAUUGCUUUCCCAGUCGUAGCCCUCAGUGUUUACUUCAUCCAGAAGUUCUAUCUCCGCACGUCACGCCAGCUUCGUUUCCUCGACUUGGAAGCCAAAUCUCCCCUCUACACCCAAUUCAGCGAAAUACUAGAGGGACUUCCAACGAUUCGUGCAUUUGGCUGGCAAGAGUAUGUUGAGAAGAAGGCCAAGACGUUGCUUGAUCGUAGUCAGCGGCCCUUCUACCUACUCUUCGCAAUCCAACGCUGGUUAACUCUUGUGCUGGAUCUGUUGGUGGCAGCAAUAGCCACUAUUCUUAUUAUUCUAGUGGUAACACUGCGAGGAAAGCUCAGCGCCGGAUAUGUAGGCGUUGCCCUGCUCAAUGUCGUGCUUUUCUCGCAAAACAUCAAGUUGUUGAUCUCGUUCUGGACACAACUUGAAACACACAUUGGCAGUGUGGCCAGAGUCAAGAGCUUCACUACUGAUCCCAUUACGGAAAACAAGGAAGGCGAAGACCGUGUUCCACCACCCCAUUGGCCUAGUUCUGGAAAAGUCGAAUUCAAGAACAUUGAAGCAUGCCAUCGUCCUGGCGAGCCUGUAAUCUCAGACCUCUCUCUUACAAUCAAGCCUGGUGAGAAGGUUGCCAUUGUUGGCCGAACUGGCAGCGGUAAAUCGUCAUUAGUUCUUUCUCUUUUCCGCAUGAUUGAGCUUUCUUCCGGCAGCAUUACCAUUGACUCACUUCCAAUAACGGAGAUACCGCGCCAAAUUAUCCGUAGUCGCCUCAUCGGUCUCCCACAGGACGCUUACCUACUCCCCGGCUCCAUCCGCCUCAAUGCUGAUCCUUUGGGUGAGUCCAACGACAAAGCCAUCAUGGCUGCGAUGAAGGAUGUUCAGCUCUGGGAUAUCAUUGUGGCCAAGGGAGAUGCGGAAAAGUACUCCCAUCCACUCGACGUCGAAGUUGACGACCUCCACUUCUCCCAUGGCCAGCGUCAGCUCUUCUGCUUGGCGCGAGCCAUGUUGCGUAAAGACAAGGCGAGUGUCGUUAUUAUGGAUGAAGCAACUAGCAACCUUGAUGCAACGACUGAUGCUCAUGUUCAACGUCUCCUUCGCUCCACUUUCCCUCACCACACUCUCAUCUCCGUGGCGCACAAGCUUGACACCAUACUUGACUUUGACAAGGUCGUUGUCAUGAACAAGGGUCAGCUUGUGGAGUAUGGACGGCCACAUCAGCUACUAGAGCGCCAGGGUAGCUGGUUUAAGAGCUUGUAUGAAGAGGUGGGUAUGAGAGAGGAUGCCGAUGAUGAUCUUGGUGUAGUGUCCUAA